Castor canadensis (American beaver) is the source of this 1101-nucleotide messenger RNA. The record is from RefSeq and is a predicted model, not a curated record. Lineage: Eukaryota; Metazoa; Chordata; Mammalia; Rodentia; Castoridae.
AUGGUUGCAGAUAUAAAGGGCAAUGGAAAAAUUGAAAGAUAUUUUUGGCUUUAAGUUUGUUAUAUUAGCAACUCAAGAAUGGACAGAAAGCAUGGGAAAUACGUAGUGAAUGUGGAACCCUCUAGAAACCAGCCACCAUGCACGUGUCCAAAUGACCAAGAGGUCCACAGUUCCACAGGCUGGUGUCCACCUUCACAUGACAUACCUGGCCAUGUUUCCUCCAACUUGUCUGGAGUCUGGGUGAGCCCAGGAAUCCUUGCCCAAUCAGGAUGCCCACAGCCAGAAUCAUCCAACACACAGAUAAUGUCUGCUAUAGUGAAGCGGAAUUGCUGCAAUGACUGGUCUCUGUGGAAAGUCUUCCUGGCUUGUCUCUUAGCCUGUGUGAUAACAACAGCAAUUGGUGUACUCAUAUUAAGUCUGGUGAAUCGUAAUGGAAGCAAUUCCUCCAUUGUUAUCCAGCUGCUUCCAAACAAUGGACAAUCUACAGUUACUGUACCUGUAACAACCUCUACUACUGCUAACCCUGCACUGACUACCACUUCAUCAGAAUCUACAACCAGUUCAACAUCCACAGAAACCACAGCCACCACGAUUAUUUCAACUCAACCUGAAACCACAAUAGCCACCAGCACAACUUCAACUGAACCCACAAGUACAACAGUUUCAACAGAAUUUUCAACCACAGUCACAUCUGCUGAAACUAUAGCCACGACCAUCACAUCGACUCUACCUGGAACCACAACAGCCACCAGUACUUCUGUCGAACCCACUAGUGCAACCACUUCAACAGAAUCUACAACCACAGCUAUAUCUGCUGAAACUACAGCCACAACCAUCACAUCGACUCUACCUGAAACCACAACAGCCACCAGCACAACUUCAAUUGAACCCACAAGUACGACAGUUUCAACAGAAUCUUCAACCACUACAACGUCUGCUGAAACUACAGCCACGACCAUCACAUCGACUCUACCUGGAACCACAACAGCCACCAGCACAACUUCAACUGAAUCUACAAGAACCACUUCAACAGAAUCUACAACCACUACAACGUCUGCUGAAACUACAGCCAUGACAGGCACAACCAUCGUGUCAACUUAA